AUGGGUGAGAACUUUAGGAAAAUAUGGCUUCAUAUCGUACGGGUUACACUGGAAAAAGCAGGUCCAGCUUUUAUAAAAUGGGGGCAAUGGACAGCUACUAGACCUGAUCUCUUUCCUAGAGAUCUCUGCACCGAGCUUUCAAAGCUUCACACCAAAGCCCCAGCUCAUAGCUUUGCCUACACUAAAAAAACUAUUGAAAAAGCAUUUGGUCGUAAACUUCCGGAAAUCUUUGAGGAUUUUGAGGAGGAACCUGUAGCAUCAGGAAGUAUUGCCCAAAUACAUCGAGCUACUUUGAGAUUUCGAUACCCAGGUCAAAAGUCGAAGCCGAUUGUGGUUGCUGUGAAAGUUAGACAUCCUGGUGUUGGUGAAUCAAUUAGAACAGAUUUUGCAAUUAUUAAUGUGGUUGCCAAAAUUUCGAACUUCAUCCCCGCAUUGAAGUGGUUGAGACUUGAUGAAAGUGUGCAACAGUUUGCGGUCUUUAUGAUGUCUCAAGUAGAUCUUGCAAGAGAAGCAGCACAAUUGAGUCGUUUUAUUUACAAUUUUCGACAAUGGAAAGAUGUCUCUUUUCCAAAGCCUUUAUAUCCUCUGGUGCAUCCUGCUGUUCUGGUGGAGACUUUUGAGAAUGGAGAAAGUGUUGCAGCUUAUGUUGAUGAGAAUGUAGGACAUGAAAGAAUGAAAAGUGCUCUUGCUCACAUUGGUACUCACGCGCUUCUGAAGAUGCUUCUGGUGGAUAAUUUUAUCCAUGCAGACAUGCAUCCCAGAAAUAUCCUUGUCCGGGUACCUAAAGGCAAGCCUUCUCGUAAGAAGCUCUUUAAAUCGAGGCCUCAUGUUAUUUUCCUUGAUGUUGGGAUGACAGCUGAGCUCUCUAAGAGUGAUAGAGUAAAUUUACUGGAGUUCUUUAAGGCUGUUGCAGUUCGUGAUGGCCGCACAGCUGCAGAGUGCACCUUGAGGUUAUCAAAACAACAGAACUGUCCAACCCCAAAAGCCUUCAUUGAGGAAGUGUCAAAGUCAUUUGCUUUUUGGGGCACCCCGGAAGGUGAUAUAGUCCACCCUGCUGAUUGCAUGCAUCAUUUACUUGAGCAAGUUCGACGUCACAAAGUCAAUGUUGAUGGCAAUGUUUGCACUGUGAUGGUUACUAUGUUGGUGCUCGAGGGAUGGCAGCGGAAGCUUGAUCCAGAUUACGAUUUUAUGAAGACACUACAAACAUUGCUAUUCAAGAAAGACUGGGCAGAGUCACUUGUCUAUACAAUCGAAGGACUCAUGGCCCCUUGA
Molecule: messenger RNA, 1272 nt
Organism: Papaver somniferum (opium poppy)
Lineage: Eukaryota; Viridiplantae; Streptophyta; Magnoliopsida; Ranunculales; Papaveraceae
Product: probable serine/threonine-protein kinase abkC
Exons: 4
Coding region: 1-1272 (423 amino acids)
Source: RefSeq, a predicted model, not a curated record